This is a messenger RNA of Microsporum canis CBS 113480, 11757 nucleotides long. Its product is annotated as polyketide synthase. The record is from RefSeq and is a predicted model, not a curated record. Gene Ontology annotation, molecular function: 3-oxoacyl-[acyl-carrier-protein] synthase activity; phosphopantetheine binding; fatty acid synthase activity. The coding region runs from base 1 to 11757 and encodes 3918 amino acids. The transcript has 6 exons. Gene Ontology annotation, biological process: secondary metabolite biosynthetic process; fatty acid biosynthetic process. NCBI's taxonomy places the organism in Eukaryota, Fungi, Ascomycota, Eurotiomycetes, Onygenales, Arthrodermataceae.
AUGCCUCAACGCAAGGAGCCUAUCGCUAUUAUCGGGAGUGCAUGCAAUUUCCCCGGCAAUAGCACCACCCCGUCAAAACUAUGGGAACUACUAAAAGAGCCUCGCGACCUUUCUAAACCUAUUCCCGACAACCGUUUUAAUGCUGAUGUGUGGCACCACAAAGACAACUCCCAUCACGGUACCAGCAACGUCACUAAAUCUUACUUCCUCGAGGCAGACCCUGCAGUAUUUGAUGCAAAUUUCUUCAAUAUUCCACCAAACGAAUGUGAGGCUAUCGAUCCACAGCAGCGUAUGCUGCUAGAGACUGUUUACGAAUCUUUGUGUGCCGCUGGCGUCACCAUGGAAGGCCUCCGUGGGUCUUCUACUGCUUGCUAUGUUGGGCUCAUGUGUGAUGACUGGGCUGGCAUGCUGGCUAAGGACUGGGACUGCCUACCCCAGUAUGCUGCUACUGGUAUAUCUCGUGCUAUCAUGGCGAACCGUAUCUCCUACUUCUUUGAUUGGCAUGGGCCGUCCAUGACCAUUGAUACGGCGUGCUCAUCUUCAUUGGUGGCUGUACAUGAAGCUGUGCAGGUUCUCAGAAGUGGUGACUGCAAUGUUGCAGUUGCCUGUGGAGCGAAUUUAAUUCUCACCCCUGGCAUGUAUAUUGCGGAAAGUAAAUUGAAAAUGCUUUCUCCUGAUGGAAAGUCACGAAUGUGGGACCAAGGUGCCAACGGUUAUGCAAGAGGUGAAGGUCUUGCAGCUGUAGUUUUGAAAACCUUGAGCCAGGCCAUAAAAGAUGGUGACAAUAUUGAGUGUGUGAUCAGGGAGACCGCAUUCAACCAAGAUGGCCGCACUACCGGUAUAACUAUGCCGAGUAACCUUGCUCAAACUGCCUUGAUCAGAGAAACAUACAAGAAGGCCGGUCUUGAUCCCUUGAAUCCCAACGACCAGCCUCAAUAUUUCCAUGCUCACGGAACUGGAACGCCAGCUGGAGAUCCACAAGAAGCCGAGGCAAUCAGCCGAGCCUUUUUCAACGAUGGCCAAGUAGCCGAAAAGAAGCUCUGGGUCGGUUCUAUCAAGACUAUCAUCGGCCACACUGAGGGUACCGCCGGCCUUGCCAGUCUUAUUGGCACUUCUCUUGCCUUACAAAACAAGACCAUUCCGCCAAACUUGCACCUUAACCAGAUUGCCGAGAAAGUCAAGCCUUUCUACACGAAUUUGGAAGUCCCAACCACAAGCCACGAAUGGCCUUCUCCACCAGCUGGCCAACCUAUGCGUGCCUCUGUCAACAGUUUCGGCUUUGGUGGUGCUAAUGCGCAUGCAAUUCUUGAAAGCUAUGAUCCAAUUGAGAACCAGGCCUCUUGCAAGGAAACGGAAAGAUCUCUCUUCACACCUCUUACUUUCUCUGCCAACUCGGAGAAGAGUCUUAGGGGGAUGUUAGAGACAUUUUCGCAAUAUCUAAGCGCUGAAAAUGCUCCUGAUAUUAGCGACGUUGCUUGGACUCUGCAGAACCACCGUUCUGCCUUAGUAUACAAGAUUGCCAUCUCCGGCCGAAUGACAACUGAUCUUGUUGCUGGCAUCGAUGCUGCUCGUAACCAGAAAGACAGCAUUGGUGUUCGAUCUUCGGGGCCGGAGAAACUAACAGUUCUAGGCGUCUUUACUGGUCAAGGCGCGCAGUGGCCAACUAUGGGUCGCGAGCUCAUCAAAACAUCUGGCCAUGUGCGUAACAUUGUCGCAGGCCUAGAUAGGUCGCUUCAGGAGCUCCCUGAGCGCGAUCGACCAAACUGGUCAAUCCAAGGUGAACUUGAGGCUGAUAACAAGUCAUCUCGCCUUUCAGAAGCUGCACUUUCCCAACCUCUCUGCACUGCCGUUCAAAUCGUCCUGGUAGACUUGCUUAAGGCUGCUGGGACCAAUUUGGAGUUUAAUGCAGUUAUCGGGCACUCAUCUGGAGAAAUUGCAGCUGCCUAUGCUUCUGGAUUUAUUUCUGCCAGAGAUGCGAUCCGUGUCGCCUACUACCGUGGUCUUUACGCAAAAUUUGCUAGGUCUCCUUCUGGAAAGAAGGGCGCAAUGAUGGCAGUUGGAACUACUCUUGAAGAUGCAGAGGAGUUUUGCCAGCUCGAUGAGUUUGAAGGCCGUAUCACUGUUGCGGCAAGCAACGCUGCUACUAGCGUUACACUUUCUGGCGACGGGGAUGCUAUUGACAAAGCUCAGGUGGUGUUUAAGGAUGAAUCUAAAUUUGUCCGAAAACUCAGGGUUGAUACUGCUUACCACUCUUUCCACAUGAACUCGUGCUCAGAAAUGUACUUGAAGGCAAUGCAUACAUGUGGCAUUGAAUAUAAAGAAGGAUACUCGUCCGUCUCGUGGUACUCCUCCGUCAUUCCUGAUAAGAAGAUGGCCAGUAGUGACCUCAACGGUCAGUAUUGGGCUGACAACAUGAAUAAUACGGUCCUAUUUUCACAAGCUGGGAUUACUGCUGUUAAGGAGUCAGGCCCAUUUGACUUGGUCAUCGAGAUUGGGCCACACCCGGCUUUGAAGGGCCCAUGCCUAGAAAACCUUGAGCAGGCUACUGGUGUGGGUGGUACGCCUUAUACUGGGCUUUUGUCGCGCGGAGUGGAUGAUGUGAAGGCAUUUUCCGCUGCCCUCGGUUAUAUUUGGGAGUGCUUCGGUUCUGCUGCAGUUGACUUUGGAGGCUAUGAUAAACUCAUGUCUGCAAAUUCUCAGCGCAGAAAUUUGUCAGCGGAGCUUCCUGAGUACUCUUGGGAUCAUACUAGGAGCUACUGGCUUGAUUCUCGAGUGGCUACUUCCUACACCACCCGUGAGGCGCCCCAUCCUAUGUUAGGUGUAAAUGCUGUUGAAGGCAGCACGGGGACUCAAAUUCAGUGGAGGAAUAUUCUAUUCCCUAAGGAAAUAUCAUGGAUACCCGGCCACAGACUACAGGGCCAGAAUGUUUUCCCAGCAUCUGGGUAUGUGUGCAUGGCUAUUGAGGCUAUAAUGACCCUCUCAAAUAACCGGGAAGUGCAACUUAUCGAGCUCGAGGAUGUGGACAUUGCUCGUGCUAUUUCCUUCCUUGAUGACACUGCUGGUAUUGAAAUCAUCUUUACCCUCAAUGUCUUGUCAUCAGAACCUGAGUUGAUUAGUGCAAACUUCCAAAUUUCAUCAUGCCCCAAAGGUGAUAAUACUUUAACCUUAAAUGGGAAGGGGAAGAUAUCCAUCCGUUUUGGUGAAUCAAUUGUUGAUGCGCUCUCAGUUUCCCAGGUCCCUCAAUUUAACAUGGCAAGUGUCGAUAUUGACCGAUUCUACAAAUAUCUAUCAGACAUGGGUUACAACUACUCGCCGCCCUUCAAGGCAAUCAGCUCCAUCCUACGUAGAAAAGAUGCAGCUGUUGGAGAAAUCACUGAUUCCCGUGGCGGGUCUUGGGAAGAUAGUUUCCUUAUGCAUCCAGGAUUCGUGGAUACCAGCUUUCAGGCCGUCUUUGCUGCAUUUAGCUCCCCUGGAGAUGAUAGACUCUGGUCUAUCCAUGUGCCCACUAAGAUCAACCGCCUAUCAAUUAACCCAUCAUUGGCAGUGUUCCCUCCAGGAGAAGAAAUCGUCUGGCCUUGGCAAGCUGUUGUUACUAGUGAGACCCAUGAUACUCCAACAGCUGAUAUUGAAGUAUUUGCCCCAAAUAAAAAUGGAGUUCUCAUGGAAAUUGAAGGCAUUGUUCUUGUCCCAUUGGCCAAAGCCUCCGAGGAGAAUGAUGUUAAACUGUUCUCCAACCUCAUCUAUGACCUAGCCCAGCCAGAUGGAGUUGUUGCCGCCCCAAAUCGACUAUCCAAACCUGACGCUCAUAUAGCAAAGGUCUCGGAACGGUUCUCUUUCUACUGGAUUAAUAAACUCCUCAAUUCCAUUACCACCAAAGAGGAAGAAGAAACUCUUUCACAUUUCAAAUAUAUGUUAAGAUGGUAUCGCGCUGAUAUCUCUAUUCUCAGAGCUGUUGGCCAGAAUAUUGCACAUGUUAUUCGCACUCGUGGGAACAUUCAUGAGUAUACCUUGAAAGACAACAUCCUCGAUCGCUUCUAUGAAGAAGCUAUUGGCCUUGAUAUUACUAAUCAAUGGGAAGCGAAUCUUGCCGCCCAAGUUGCAUACAGAUACCCGCGUAUGAAUAUCAUUGAAAUUGGUGCUGGCACAGGUGGUUCAACACGAAUGAUUCUACCCACUCUCGACAAAGCCUUUUCAACUUAUACCUUCACUGAUAUCUCUUCUGGUUUCUUUGAAGCAGCGGAGAAAAGAUUCAGCCAAUACUCUGACCGCAUGAUCUUUAAAACCCUUGAUAUGGAGAAGGAUCUAAGUGAACAAGGAUUUACCGAAGGUCAUUAUGAUAUGGUACUUGCGUCAAAUGUACUUCAUGUUGGCCCUGAUAUUGAUUUGACCCUGUCAAAUGUACGCAAACUAGUCAAGCCUGGUGGUUGGCUAAUUAACAUGGAAGUUGCCACAUACUUCCCUAGCUUGCGAGAGGGAUUCUCCAUGUCUGGCUUCCCCGGUUGGUGGUGUGGUGCUGAAACAGGUCGCCCAUGGGGCCCAACGAUACCUGUAGAGGAAUGGGAUAAGGUGUAUAAACGUACUGGAUGGUCAGGAAUUGAUGCUCUAACCCCCAAUAUUGAUUCUAUAGACCAUCUGGUUGUUAUGGCCACCCAGGCUGUCGAUCCCCAAAUUUACACCCUUCGAGAUCCCCUUGCACUUGAACAUGCCCACCCACAGCGGGAGAACCUUGUUAUUAUUGGAGGGAAAACCGAGGAAGUUGCUAACAUAGUUACUGAGUGCAGCAGCAUUCUACGCUCACACUUCAGCUCGAUCAGGAAUGUUACUUGCAUCGAUAAUUUUUCCAAUAGUGACACCAAGGCUGUGGCCACUGUGCUGAAUUUAGCCGAGCUAGAUGUUCCAAUCAUGAAAGAGCUUAUGGAUGACCAGCCUCAGAAACUUGAGGGUGUCAAAGAGGUGUUUUCGACUCCCAGAGAAAUCCUUUGGGUGACCAAGGGUAACAGGUCAGAGAGUCCAUACUCCCGUAUGCUUGUUGGCAUGGCGCGAACGCUUCGCAGAGAGUAUUCUGGAAUCAAUUUCCAGGCCCUUGAUGUGGAUGUGCUCGACUCAAACUCUGCCAAACUAUUUGCGGAAACAUUGCUCCGACAUCUUAACCUCCAAGCAGCAAACAAUCAACUUGUACCUGAUUCUAUUCUGUGGAGCGACGAAUCAGAGUAUCACCUAGAGAAAAAUAAGAUCUACAUACCAAGACUAAUAUCCGCAGAUAAGAUCAACGAUCGAUAUAAUUCAUACAAGCGUCGUAUUACCCACGAAGCCUCAGCCAGAGACUCCAAUAUUGAAUUAAUCAGCAAAAGCAACUCCUACAAUCUUUGUGAGCCCUCUCCACUCAAGCCCACCACUAGGUCCGAAAGCGACAGUGAAAUUACUGUAUCCCAGUCAUUACUUCAAUCUGUGGAAGUACCUCUGGUUGGCCACUUCUUUUUGUGCUAUGGCACAGACGAUUGUGGUGAACACGUCAUUGCUCUCUCUGAUCGAAGCAACUCGGUUGUUCAUGUUCCAAGGUCCUGGACUAUACCAUACGGCGGAACACCCAACCCAGAACAAGUCAUUCUUUCGGUUGCUGCCAACCUCGUUGCCCAUUUGAUUAUCGCGGAUAUCUCAGCAAAUAGUACCAUAUUAGUGCAUGAUCCUGAUCAGAUUGUAGCUGCUGCCAUCAGCAAACAAGCAGCAACGAAGAAGAUUCAGGUAUUCUUCACGACUACCCAAACUUCAAAGAAGGGACCUCAGUGGACCUAUAUACACCCCAAAACACCUCGUCGCUUGCUGAAGAAACAAUUGCCAAAAAGAAUAUCUACUUUCAUCAACUUCUCCAGCAUCUCAGACAAGCAGACUAUGGUUAAUCUGCUAGACAGCCUUCCACUUUGUUGCAAACAAUCGGACCGAUCUAUGUUCUUCGGAAAUAGUGUGGCAAAGCGCCCCGGCUCCAACGCUGAACUAGUUUCCAAAAUCCUAACUACAGGCUUUGAUAUUGCUAAAACCACUAACUUCUCGGUCCCUUACAAUAGAUCUACCUUGCCUCUGGAUAGAGUCCCGGGUUAUUCUGACAGAACUAAGGACUUGAUGGUUAUCGACUGGGUAACAGAUAACAAAAUUUCUCUCACAGUCGAGCCUAUCGACCCCUAUGCUGAUCUAUUUAGCGCCGAAAAGACAUACCUCAUGAUUGGUUUGUCUGGUGAGAUGGGCCAGUCCCUUGCUGAAUGGAUGGUGAACAGAGGAGCUAGAUAUGUCGUUCUUACUAGCAGGAGGCCAAAGGUCAACACCGAGUGGAUUGAGAGUAUGGAAGACGAAUAUGGGGCAACUAUCAAAUCGAUGCCACUGGAUAUCACGGACGCCGAUGCUCUUCAUUCUUGCUAUAACAAAAUCUGCCGUACUAUGCCACCCAUUGGUGGUGUUGCUCAUGGAGCCAUGGUUCUUGUUGAUAGUCUCUUCCAGAAGAUGAGCUAUGAGGAUCUCAUGGCAGCCCUCAGGCCAAAAGUCCUUGGUGCAAUUAACUUGGAUAACCUUUUCUCAGAGAAUACCCUUGACUUCUUCAUUCUAUUUUCUUCCAUCACAGCUCUAAUUGGAAACGCAGGCCAGAGUAACUAUAUCGGUGCCAACAGCUUUAUGGAAUCUCUCGGCCUGCAGCGCCGCCGUAAAGGCCUCUCAGCGUCGGUUAUCGCUAUUUCAUCGCUGAUUGGUCUUGGUUAUUUCGAACGUGCUGAGAACUUAGACAUUGACCAAUUUUCACGAUCUGGUUAUAGGAAUGUCUCUGAACAGGAUAUUCAUACCUUAUUUGCGGAGGCAAUUGUAAGGGGGCGACCGGGAACCACAGAGAGUCAUGAAGUUGUUUCAGGUGUUGUUCCAACAUAUGCGGACGGGGAUAUCAGGGCAUCCUACUUGAAGGACAUGAAGUUCUCACACCUCAUUCUAGAGCGUACUUCCGCCAAACAAGAUGGCUCUUCGUCUACUCAGAUUCCCGUUAGGAUUCAACUUCUUACUGCAACUACGGAGGAUGAAGUUCGCGAAGUCAUGCAGUCUGGCCUUACACGAAGAAUUAAGAAGAUGCUGCGCAUCCCGGAGGAGGAUGUUUUUAACGCAACAGAUUCCCUGGUAGAACAGGGUGUAGACUCCCUUGUUGCUGUCGAAAUCCGGACAUGGUUCAUCCGGGAAAUUGAUAUUGAUAUGCCUGUUCUCAAGGUUCUAGGCGGUUCCUCUAUCUCUGACCUUUUAAACGAUGCCAUACAAAAGAUAUCUCCUGAGCUAACCCCCUGUCUUGGCUCUAAAGGGACUAAAUCAAACCUCAAUGGCCAUCCCACUCCGCCAAAAGAGGUUCCUAAUCCUUCUUUCAAACCAGCAGCGAUAGAUAGCUCUCCUAGCGUCACCCAGGACACCCAGUCCCAGUCAAAAUCGCCAAACACUAGCUUAGUACACUCCACACCUCUUACUAUCACCGCAAUCACAGAGACACCUGCUAAGCCUUUAGGCGAUGAGCCAAGAUUGGCCGUUGAAAAUAGCAAUAUACAACAAGGUUUGGGCCGCCGAGAAAAAUCAGAAGUCACUGAGAAGAUGUCAUUUGGACAAUCACGAUUUUGGUUCCUUAACCAAGCCCUCAAUGAUAAAACAACGUUCAACAUGGCAAUAUUAGUUAGGCUUAGCGGCCGUAUUCGUGUUAAGGACAUGGAAAGGGCCUUAGAGCUUGUCGUUCUAAGGCAUGAUGCUCUACGAACAAGGUACUUUUCAACUGGUGAAUAUAUGGAGAGUCCGAUGCAGGGAGUGAUUUCAACAUCUGCAGUCAAACUAGUGGUCAAGCACUGCAAGGACGAAUCUGCUGCUUACAGAGAGCUUGAUGAGCUCAGGUCCCAUGUAUGGGAUAUAGGGGACUGGGAAACCAUGAAAGUGUCACUGCUCUCUUCUUCGGAUACAAUGCACUACCUCGUCAUCGGAUGCCACCACAUUGGCAUGGAUGGGUUCAGCUUUAAUGUGUUCUAUAGCGACCUCGAGAAAGCUUAUGAAGGCCAAAAGCUCCCUAUUAUUCCCAAGUCUUCUCAAUACGGAGCAUUUGCAAGAAAGCAGCGCGAAGAUUGGGAAAAUGGCAAUAUGAAUGCGGAUCUCGCAUAUUACCGUGAAAUUAUCCCCCGCAAUCUCAACCCGAUCCCAUUAUUCCCAUUUGCAAAGACCAGCACUCGCUUGCCGCUGGAUACCUACGAUACGUAUAGUGCGGAUGUCCGUAUUGAGCCUGCAUUGACCAAAAAAAUUAAGGCUGCCUCUCGAUUCCUGAGCUCAACCACGUUCCACUUCUAUCUCGCAGUUCUGCAAACUCUCAUCUUCCGCCAGCUAGAUGAUUGUGAUGAGUUCUUCAUUGGUGUUGCAGAUGCAAACAGAACUGAUGACAAAUUUAUCAAUACUCUUGGAUUCUUCCUUAACCUCCUUCCAGUUCGCUUCGAACGCCAUGCUGCGAAAAAAUUUGGAGAAGCAGUGAAGCAGGUUCGCGACAAAGUGUACACGGGGCUUGCUCAUUCUAAACUGCCAUUUGACGUUCUCCUAGACGAGUUAAAGAUCCCUCGCUCUGCGACGGCCACUCCCAUAUUCCAAGUUUUCGUGGACUACAGACAGGGUGUUCAAGAGAGACAAAAGUACAUGGGUCUUGAUGCUGUUGGUGAGAAAUGGCAUCUUGCUAGGACUGGCUACGACAUGACCCUUGAUAUUGUUGAAAAUGCUGCUGGUGAUACCCGUCUUGAGCUUCGGCUUCAGAAACGACUAUACACGGCACAGCAUACCAAGCUUUUGCUGAAUGGCUACGUGAAUCUCCUGACAGCUUUUGCUAAUAACCCAACCGCAGAUUGGAGUGUUCCAGAUGUAUGGGAUAGCCAGACGAUCAGCAACGCCCUCGAAGUUGGCCGUGGUCGAUCUCUUCAAUACGAAUGGGCACCUACCGUAAUGCAUCAUAUCGAUAAUGUGGUAUCUCAAUACGGAACCAAUAUCUGCCUCAAGGACGGUACGGGGAAAACAAUGACUUACUCACAAAUGGCAGACCGUGUCAACUCCAUCUGCGCCGCCCUUAUUGCUACUAAGGUCAUAGGAGGGGAUAAGGUAGCCGUUUUCCAACAGCCCACUGCUGACUGGGUUUGCUCACUACUGGCUAUAUUCCGUGCUGGGGCAGUCUAUGUUCCUCUCGACCUCCGUUCUCCUCUCCCUCGCCUCGCGGCCAUCGUUGACCAAGCCAGGCCUUGUGUGAUCAUUGCUCAUAGCCAAACCCUAAGAGACGUUAAACAUCUUGAGGUUCCGAACGCUGUGGUGGUUAAUGUCUCUAGCCUGGCUACCAGUGGUCAAGCUAUGCCAAAUCUCGCGAAACCGGAUGAGCUCGCUGUUGUCUUAUUUACCAGUGGCUCCACAGGAAUUCCCAAGGGUAUUCACAUAAAUCACAGCAAUAUUAUUAAACAGUUAGAAGGCUGUUCCAAGCAAUUUGAAUUUAAGGGCACUGCCUCCUAUGUUUUGCACCAAACGGCAUAUUCAUUUGAUAAAUCGCUUGAGCAAAUUUUUACUGCCCUCGUCCAUGGUGGUGCUCUCUAUGUGGUUCCAGCAGAGCAGCGUGGGGAUCCUAUCUCAAUUACCAACAUCAUGGCUUCUGAAGGAAUAACUCAUACCGCGACAACUCCAUCUGAGUACCUGAUGUGGUUCCGAUAUGCACGAGAUAACCUUCUGAAAUGUAAAACUUGGAAGUGUGCCCUUCUUGGAGGCGAGGUUGCUUCAGAUGCCGUAAUCGAAGAGUUCCGCAAGUUGGGAAUGCCUAUCAGACUCCUUGACAGCUAUGGUCCCGCAGAAAUCACAAUGUCUUGUGCCAAAGUUGAACUUCCAUACCGCUCCAUGAUAACAGGGCAUCCGGCGCCAGUCGGCUUUAUGCUACCCAAUUACUCCGUUUCUAUCGUUGACUCUCAGAUGAACCCACUGCCUCUCGGUUUCGUUGGUGAGAUUGUCAUUGGAGGUGUAGGUGUUGCGUCUGGAUACUUGAACAAUGAUGAGCUCACGAAGCAGAAAUUCAUUCAAAACAGUUUCGGGGGUGACGGCAUGGUCUAUCGAACUGGCGACAAAGGCCGCCUUACUGAAGAAGGCGCACUUUUCUUUGAAGGCCGAAUAGAUGGCGAUACCCAGAUCAAGCUACGUGGUGUACGUAUAGAGCUUGAAGAUAUUGAAAGUACCAUACUUCAAGCCUCCGCUGGUGCCCUUACACACGCUGUCGUGACCCUACGUGGAAAACAAGAUUCUACCUUUCUGGUAGCACAUGUUGUUUUCUCCGCAACAUAUGCUGAACCUCGCGAUGACCUGCUUACCCGUCUUCCAAUACUGCUACCACUGCCCCAGUAUAUGAUCCCUACUAUUUUCAUCGCUUUGGACAAUCUCCCUUUUACAACGCAUUUCAAGGUGGACAGAAAAGCUGUGCUAGCUCUUCCAGUCCCAGAGGUGGGAAAUGCAUCCACAGAACAGAUCAUUGGACUUACGGAGACUGAAGCCCAGCUUGCAAUCCUCUGGAACCACAUCAUUCCUGCCACACGUGUUUUGAUACCCGGUUCUGACUUCUUCCAUGCUGGAGGAAAUUCCCUUAUGCUUGUUAAAUUACAAGCGAUGAUACGCCAAAGCUUCAGUGUAAGCCUUCGACUUUUUGAUAUAAUGAAUGCUGGAACGCUUCGAAGCAUGGCUUGUUUGAUUGAGGAUGCCCUUGGUGCCAAGGAACUGGAUUGGGAUGCAGAAACUGCCCUACCAACACUUCCCUCGCGGAACCCUGAUAUCUCCCCUCCAAAACAUAAGGACAUAGUAGUCAUGAUGACCGGAGCCACUGGAGUCCUUGGAAAGAAUGUUCUUGCCCACCUAGUUGCGGAUGACCGUAUCUCCAAAAUAUAUGCCGUGGCUGUCCGUCCCCAGAACGGUAUUUCUGCCCUUACUCGCAUCCUUGACCCUAAGAAAAAGAUCAAUAUCAAACACGGUGACCUCGAUAAAGCUCGUCUUGGCCUAUCUGAAAAGGAAGCAAUUAUUCUAGCUAGCGAAGCUGACGUAAUCCUUCAUCUUGGUGCUAACCGUUCAUUCUGGGAUUCUUACUAUCACCUCCGUGCUAUCAACGUCUUUAGUGUCAAAGAAAUUGUCAAGAUUGCACACCCUCGCAAUGUCCCUAUCCACUUCGUUUCGUCUGGCGGAGUCUCCGCAUACUCAUUCAACUCUCCACCGACCAAUGGACAUGAUGGAUAUGUUGCCUCCAAAUGGGCUGCAGAGAAAGUACUUGCCAACGCAGCGAAUGAAGUUGGUUUGAAAGCUGUUUUGCAUCGCCCGACAAAAGCCCCUGGUGGUACAUCCGUUGCUCCGACUGAGAUUCUAGAUGAACUCCUUUCACUUGCCAAACAACUCCAAAAGAAACCAGCCCUUGAUGGUCUAAGCGGAAGCCUAGGCAUCGUUCCGCUCGAACACAUUGCUGAAGAUAUCGUGAGGACCAUCUUCGGCACCGAAAUGAUAGGCUUGGGCCAACCAGAAGUCAUCACACACUCCAGUACUCUUAAUGUUAAUAUCAAAGAGUUUGCAGACAGAAUUCUCCAGGAUCAGGAUGUUUCUGCCCUAGAGGAGAUGCCAGCCCUUCAAUGGAUGGGCUUGGCUAAAAAAGGAGGAUGGAGCCAGUUCAUGGUUGGCCAUGAAAUUCAUAUGCACAACUCCAAUGAUCGAAUCGUGUCCACUCGAUAG